Messenger RNA from Sus scrofa (pig), 17311 nucleotides. It is a transcript of the gene DGKH, whose product is annotated as diacylglycerol kinase eta. Gene Ontology annotation, biological process: phospholipase C-activating G protein-coupled receptor signaling pathway. Gene Ontology annotation, cellular component: plasma membrane. Gene Ontology annotation, molecular function: protein binding; ATP-dependent diacylglycerol kinase activity. Lineage: Eukaryota; Metazoa; Chordata; Mammalia; Artiodactyla; Suidae. The record is from RefSeq and is a predicted model, not a curated record.
GGACCGGCGCGGGGGCGGGAGAGCGCAGCGCGGCGGAAGCCGGAGACCGCGGGAGGGCCGGUGGCCGGCCCCGGGCGGGAGCCGGGGCGGCGGCGGCAGCAGCGGCCGAGAGGACCGCGGCGAGGAAAGCGCAUCCAGCGGCCCCGGCGGCGGCGGCGGCGGCGGCGGGGGCCCGGGUCCGCGCGCCCGGGCGGCCGGCGGGCACGGGCUGGCGCGAUGGAGCCGCAGCACGUGCGCCCCGCGUCCGGCGCCCGCAGCCCGGCCUGGGAGGAACCGGAGUCAGAGAGGAUGGCCGGGGCCGGCAGCCAGCACCACCCUCCGGGCGCCGCGGGAGGAGCGGCCGCCGGGGCCAGCGCCGCGGUCAACCCCGCCACCGCCUCGGCGGGGCCUGGAGAGGAUUCUUCUGACAGUGAAGCGGAGCAAGAGGGACCCCAGAAACUGAUCCGCAAAGUGUCCACCUCCGGGCAGAUCCGGACCAAGACCAGUAUUAAAGAGGGACAACUGUUGAAGCAAACCAGUUCUUUCCAAAGGUGGAAAAAGCGAUACUUCAAACUUCGAGGUCGUACACUUUAUUAUGCAAAGGACUCAAAGUCUCUGAUAUUUGAUGAAGUUGACCUCUCAGAUGCCAGUGUAGCUGAAGCCAGCACAAAAAAUGCUAACAACAGCUUCACGAUAAUCACUCCAUUCAGAAGACUCAUGCUGUGUGCUGAGAACAGAAAAGAGAUGGAGGAUUGGAUCAGCUCGCUCAAGUCUGUACAGACCAGAGACCCUUACGAGGUGGCCCAGUUUAAUGUGGAACAUUUCUCAGGGAUGCAUAACUGGUACGCCUGCUCCCAUGCCCGACCCACUUUCUGUAACGUGUGCCGAGAGAGUCUUUCUGGAGUCACCUCCCACGGCCUGUCCUGCGAAGUGUGUAAAUUCAAAGCUCAUAAAAGGUGUGCAGUGAGAGCGACAAAUAACUGCAAAUGGACGACCUUGGCCUCCAUCGGGAAGGACAUCAUAGAGGACGAAGAUGGCGUGGCCAUGCCCCACCAGUGGCUCGAGGGUAACUUGCCUGUGAGCGCCAAGUGUGCUGUCUGUGACAAAACAUGCGGCAGUGUCCUCCGUCUUCAGGACUGGAAAUGCCUCUGGUGUAAAACGAUGGUACACACUGCCUGCAAAGAUUUGUACCAUCCUAUCUGUCCACUUGGCCAGUGUAAAGUAUCUGUCAUCCCUCCAAUUGCACUAAACAGCACCGAUUCUGAUGGUUUCUGUAGAGCCACGUUUUCAUUCUGUGUUAGUCCUCUAUUGGUUUUUGUCAACUCUAAGAGUGGAGAUAAUCAGGGAGUAAAGUUUCUUCGGCGAUUUAAACAGUUACUAAAUCCGGCUCAGGUGUUUGAUUUAAUGAAUGGAGGUCCUCAUUUAGGUUUAAGAUUAUUCCAAAAGUUCGACAAUUUCCGGAUUCUCGUUUGCGGAGGAGACGGCAGUGUGGGUUGGGUUUUGUCAGAAAUCGACAAGCUCAACUUGAAUAAACAGUGUCAGCUGGGAGUCCUGCCUCUGGGGACAGGCAACGACCUGGCCCGGGUUCUUGGCUGGGGCGGCUCCUACGAUGACGACACCCAACUUCCUCAGAUACUUGAGAAGCUGGAACGAGCCAGUACCAAAAUGCUGGACAGGUGGAGUAUAAUGACCUAUGAACUCAAGCUGCCACCAAAGGCUUCUCUACUUCCCGAACCUCCGGAAGCAUCUGAUGAAUUUUAUAUGACAAUUUAUGAAGACUCAGUGGCAGCUCAUCUUACAAAAAUCCUCAAUUCUGAUGAACAUGCAGUGGUCAUAUCAUCUGCCAAGAUACUUUGCGAAACCGUAAAGGACUUUGUUGCCAAAGUAGAGAAGGCACAUGAAAAAACGCUGGACAAAGCUGUUGUAGCCGACGCCGUGGCCAGUAAAUGUUCGGUCCUAAAUGAGAAGCUGGAACAGCUGCUGCAGGCUUUGCACACAGAUUCCCAGGCUGCCUCCGUUCUCCCGGGCCUCAGCCCUCUCAUCGUGGAAGAAGAUCCUGUGGAAUCUUCCAGUGAAGAAUCUUUGUGCGAAAGCCGGGAACAGCUCUUGGACGACACUCCAAAACCUUCGUCCCAGAAAGCCAUCAAACCCAGGGAGAUAAUGCUGCGAGCAAACAGUUUAAAGAAGGCAGUGAGGCAAGUCAUUGAAGAGGCUGGAAAAGUUAUGGAUGACCAGACGGUUCAUGCCUCUGAACCAGUUAAUCAGUCAUUCGAUUAUGACAGCACAGAAACAGAUGAGUCUAAGGAAGAAUCAAAAGAAGAUGAUGCAAAAGAGUCCGUAACUGUUAAAACUGCACCUCGGUCUCCAGAUGGCCGGGCAAGUCGUCCCCAAACCGACUCUGGCCCUGGUCCAGCUGUGGCAGCCAGCAAAGAAAACCUCCCUGUGCUCAAUACCAGAAUAAUCUGCCCAGGUUUAAGAGCAGGACUAGCUGCCUCCAUUGCUGGGAGUUCUAUUAUCAACAAAAUGUUACUAGCAAAUAUCGAUCCUUUUGGUGCAACGCCAUUUAUUGACCCAGAUCCAGAUUCCGUAGAUGGAUAUUCAGAAAAAUGUGUCAUGAACAAUUACUUUGGGAUUGGUUUGGAUGCCAAAAUUUCUUUAGAAUUUAAUAAUAAGAGAGAGGAGCACCCUGAAAAAUGCAGGAGCCGAACUAAAAACUUGAUGUGGUAUGGAGUCCUGGGAACCAGAGAGUUAUUACAGAGAUCAUACAAGAAUUUGGAACAGAGGGUUCAACUUGAGUGUGAUGGGCAAUACAUUCCUCUUCCCAGUCUUCAAGGAAUAGCAGUGCUGAACAUUCCCAGCUAUGCCGGAGGCACUAACUUCUGGGGUGGAACGAAGGAAGACGAUAUAUUUGCUGCACCGUCAUUUGAUGACAAGAUCCUGGAAGUUGUUGCAAUAUUUGACAGCAUGCAAAUGGCAGUUUCAAGGGUCAUUAAACUGCAGCACCAUCGAAUAGCUCAGUGCCGUACGGUAAAAAUCACUAUAUUUGGUGAUGAGGGAGUUCCAGUGCAGGUGGAUGGAGAAGCGUGGGUUCAGCCUCCAGGGAUCAUCAAAAUUGUGCACAAAAACAGAGCCCAGAUGCUCACAAGGGACCGGGCUUUCGAAAGCACUUUGAAAUCUUGGGAAGAUAAGCAGAAGGGUGAUUCCGGUAAACCCAUGCUUCGAACCCAUUUGUACAUCCAGCAGGCAGCUGACCUGGCGACGGAAGAGGUGUCUCAGAUGCAGCUGUGCUCGCAGGCUGCAGAGGAGCUCAUUACCAGGAUUUGUGAUGCAGCCACCAUCCACUGUCUUUUGGAACAGGAGCUGGCGCACGCGGUGAAUGCCUGUUCCCAUGCGCUGAACAAAGCCAACCCACGCUUCCCAGAGAGUCUUACGAGAGACACUGCCACUGAAAUAGCCAUCAAUGUGAAGGCCCUAUAUAAUGAAACAGAAUCUUUACUAGUUGGCAGGGUUCCUUUGCAGUUGGAAUCUCCACAUGAAGAGCGGGUAUCCAACGCCUUACAUUCCGUGGAGGUGGAGCUGCAGAAACUAACAGAUCCCUGGCUUUAUUACAUCUUACACCCAAAUGAGGAUGAGGAGCCCCCAAUGGAUUGCACCAAGAGAAACAGCAGAAGUACGGUCUUUCGCAUUGUGCCCAAAUUCAAAAAGGAAAAGGUUCAGAAGCAGAAGACAAGUUCACAGCCUGUUCAGAAAUGGGGCACAGAGGAAGUUGCUGCUUGGCUGGAUCUGCUCAAUUUGGGAGAGUACAAAGAAAUCUUCAUCCGUCAUGACAUCAGAGGGGCUGAACUUUUGCAUCUGGAAAGGCGAGAUCUUAAGGACCUGGGGAUACCGAAAGUGGGUCAUGUGAAGCGAAUUCUCCAGGGAAUUAAAGAGCUUGGAAGGAGCACUCCCCAGUCUGAGGUGUAAUCAUAUUGGUGCUAUUCCUUGGAAGGGAAGUGAUUGCGACUCAAUACAAAGUCCUUGGGAGCCACUGGCUGUUCUGGUAGUUUCUGCCCAGAGAAGUAAGCACCACUGAGGCACCUCGAUGGCUUGAUAUUUUGAUGCAGGUGAACAUUUUGAUUUGUGGUAUCGGAAAAUAUUUUUUUGUGCCAAAAAAAUAUAUUCCACAAAGCCAUUUUCUUAUUGUGCAAACCUGACAUGUUCAAAUAUGCUCAUAUGAGUACAAAGGUAACAGGGAGCUGAGACCAUUGACUUGGCUAAAAGGUGGAAUUGCAAAAUGUUUACUUUCUUUUAACCUGGUCAGAUGGAAUGUUCUUACUGUGCAACCACAUGACAGUAUGAGACUAAAACUUCUUGGGUUUAAUUACUGGAGGCAUUGGCUUCUCUCUUCAAAUCAUUGGCUAGAAGACUUAAGAUGUAAAUUAAGUUGUGGUUUGAAUUGGCAUCACCUCAGAUUCUUAGCACUCAGUGGUCAGAGAGUUUGGUCAAUACCCCUCAAAUACUAUGAAUGAAUGCACAUCUUAAUGCACGGUGUUCCUGCCUGAAUUGUCUUUUCUGUUUCUUGCAUGUCACAUUUAAUACGGUAACACUUAGUUUAAUGUCAGCUUUAAUGGAAUUUAAUUUAUUACUACCUAAGAACCUUUGGGUUGGCUAAAGUCACUCUUCUGUUCUUUGUUGUGGAGUUUUGCAUAAACACUCUAAGAAUUUGUGAACAUGUGUCUGUGCCCUCAUCAACAAAUGAUAGAUAGCUUAUCAAGCCAAUUUUAUACCAACCUACCACACACCGUAGGUGUGCACAUGAAAAUUCUCUGGAUAUUUUCAUGGAAUCACAUGUUCUGUUGCCUCACAAAACUUACUAUAGCUUUCCAAACCAAAAUUCCCCAAAUCUGUUCUUAUUUGUCAUUUCAAUGUAACGAUUAUUUAAUACUCUGUUUGCAUCUAUGAUACAGCAGACUCUUGACAUCCAGGAAUUUCCCCAAGGUCUCAACUGGGAUUUGUAUACUGACUGGUCACCCAGGCUUACCCACCAGCUAAAGGGACUCCUGACCUGGACUUUCCCAAACUGAGAUUUCACUAUUUCCUUUUAAGGGCUUUCCAUUAUUAUCAUUAUUAUCUGACUUAAUUCUUGUUCCCUAUCAGGUGGAUAUUAUUUCCCUUUUCUAAACCUCUACUUUAGUGUAGCUCAUGAGAAGUCAAAAUUACAAUGAUGAAAAUCUUUGAGGAGUUCCUGUCGUGGCUCAGUGGUUAACAAACCCAACUAGUAUCCAUCAGGGCCAAGGGUGUGGCCUUCAAAAGACAAAAGACAAAAAAAAAAAAAAAAAAAAUCUUCAAAAGCCAACGGCAUACAUAUCAAAAAGUCACAGAAAUAUCCUUUAAUAAACUUUCUUUAGGCAUUCUAUACCAAAAAAAUUAAUUAUGAUAUUUGAAAACCUUCUCUACGAGAGAAAUAAACAGGGUACUGACCCAGUGGUGACAAUUUUCAUAAAGUAGCUUUCUAGAUAGGUGCUUAAUAGAUAUCCAUGCACACACACAUAUAUUUACAUAUACACAUGUACGUGUAAUACACACAUAAACACAUAUUUACAUUCACACUUGCAUGUAUGUAAUCUGAAAUAUACUCUCAUUGAUAUUUUCUAGACGUUUAUUUGUCAAAGGAAGAUAAAUAUUGAUGGGAAAACACUUGAAAGGAGCUGUCGUCAGACACAUAAUUUAAUUAUAUCCAGAGGUUAAAUCUUUGACACUUGAUUCUUAUUUAUAACUUGGGCAUUUACUAGCAAAAUCACAAAUUUGGAUAUCUUACAAAUAAAUGUCCAUGGGCUCCUGACCAAGCGUGGCCUGACUCUAUAUUUUACCAAAGUUGUGAAUAAAUGAGAAUUUUCCAGAGCGAAUUGCAUCAAGUAGCUUAAAAGAGCAAAGAGCUACUCAUUUAAUUGUUUUAAUGUUAUCCCCCCUUGGGACAUCAAAAGUCUUCUUUUCCAGUCCCUUUUUAGUGUCCCCGCCCCUGCAAAAUGUCCCCCACUCUUUCAAGCAUUUCCCUGUGAAAUCAAAAUCAGUAGGUGGUCCUGGGUUCUCACAACUCUCCUGAGAUCACAGAACCCUGUCCAGCUCCACCGCAAAAAAAAAUAAAAUUAAUUUUAAAAAAAAAGGAAGGGUGGAGGUAGGAGGCAAGGAACCCUAGGAAAGAAUGAAUUACUACAAAAAUCUUUAUUGCUUUUUCCCUCCCCCCAGAUUCCCCUUUGCAGAUAGAAAAGAGUCUCACGUUAUCACGUGUUCAGAAUGUAAGAAGAUGUAAAGGAUUGGAUUCUUUAGUUGAUGUUGCCUCUUUCACUCUUCCGUAGCAUCUCUUAGGUACAUACAAUGAAUCUCAGCGAAGGGAAUCUUUAGCUAGCAUUUUCCUGCAAGGGCUUUUGAUGGGGGAAAUCCUUUACAAUGACAAUUUAGAUAUCCUGUCGGUUAGAUAGAGCACCUUCCCCGUGGGCAUUGCUGUGCUUGGCUGCGUAGGACCCCAAGGACAUCCCGCAGACCUGUUUACCACGUGGGUAGCCUCGGCACCUCCGCGGCCCCUGCCAGGCUCACAGAGGAAGCAGCUUGAGGUUGCAAUAGAAGUAGGAAGAGCUUCUCCGUGGGACCUGACCGCACCUCUGCAGUGUGAUCACACCUCUGGGGGGUGCUAGGCUUCUCUGCCCUGGUCCACACCUCGGCUGAGAUGAGAAGCUCAAGCCUGGUCCUGAUUCCCCGGCUGUACUUGCGCCUUUCCUUCCAUCCCAGCCCAUGUCCACCUUCUUUCAUGUUCCAUCGCUUCCCAUUUUCCGAGGAACAGCUUGCUUUUCACGAAGGAAAGGGUCAGGGUCAGGCCGGAAUGAAAGUUCGCAGUACUCAAUUUUUCUCUUCCGUGUGUCUUUCCACCUUACGUUCUGAGUUUCUUUCUUAUGUCCUGGCUUCCCAGUUUUCCUCAUGCCCACGGCAGGGAUGGCUGCUCCCAUUCUCACUGCCCUGUGCUACCCUUUCCUCCUCAGCUGUCCCACCACAAAAUAACUCCUUUUCUCCCACCCCACCUUGGCCCCCAUUGGGGGUCAUCUGGCCACGUGUUCAGAAGGAAAACAGUUUCAGUAAAUUGAUUGCACAGUUGACAAUCAGAAAAGGAACCUUGCUGAUUUAAAUGAAUGGGUGGAUUAGAUCAUUAGGGGACUGAGUCUUGUAUUGUUCUGGCUUAGAAGAGGUGACCCGUGAAUGUUGAGAUUUGCACUUUCCUAUCUUGUAGCCACUAGCUCCAUCUGCCUGUUUCCAUUCAUUUCAUUAGAAAUUUCAUUUCUCGUUUGCACUAGCCACAUUUCACGUGCUCAUUAACCAUGCUGACUAGUGCCAUCAUUGCCAAGAUUGUACUGGAUGGCACUGCUCUGCAUCAUUGCUGCUCAGCGUGUGGUCCACGGAGCUGCAGCAUCUGUAUCACCUUGGAACUUAGACACAUGCAGACUCCCCCGCUGACCUCCUGAGUCAAAAUCUUCCUUUUCAUAAGCUUCGUCAAGUGAUUAGCACUGGCCUAGAUGCAUUUUAUCUGUCCUAGGUAGGGAGGGAUCAAAAGUCUUCAGGCAUCCUCAAAAUCGCCUAUUCCCCAGCCCACUGUUUCCUGUCCCUUCUCCAGCUCAUCCUAGAAAUGACCUGAAACUCAUGCAUCACCCAGCUGAGUUUUCUUCUCAGCCCUUAUCCCUAAUUCGGGUUCUAGAUGGGCUCCACCUACCCAGGAUAUAUAUUGGUUCUAUUUAGGUAGGGAAGGCGUGGAACGCAGGAAAUUGGCCACCACGGCUGGCCUCUCUCCAGCCCCCCCUACACACCUAAGUCACUUACAGUCUGCAUCUGCUCAGUUUGUGGCUCGUGUGACAUUCUCAUUUGUCCACAACUUAAGUCACAGGGAACAUUUCGGAAGAAUGUGUCCUGAGUUAGGUAAAGACCGGGUCAGUUGCCAACAACUUGCACUUUUCACUUCCUCUUAUCAGUUGAUUAUUCUAUUGGCCUAGUUUAUGCUUGAGGACACAGAGCAGCACACAAACAUUAAAUGAAUCAUUAGGCAUGAAAAAAAAUGAGAGAGAAAGAGACUCAAAAUGAUUACAAAUAAAGCAAAUGUUUCAUUAAAGCCCCCAAAGAAGGCAUGUUUUAAUCAACUAAAAUCUCACUUUUUAUUAUGCUAACUUAGCCUGAUUUUCAGAUAGUUAAUAAUUCCUUAAGAUAGUGCUUGAAAAAUAAUGUAUUCUUGACUCUCAAAACACCAAUUAUUUAAUUCCAUAAUUAGAGCUUUCCCAAUGACAUAUGCUCAAUAAUCCUUUCUUUAAUUUUCACAUAGCGAUAGAAUUUACCAACACAUUACUGCCUAGAGGUUCGUGAGCCAAUUUUAAUGAAUAAAAAGGCCAGUACUUUAGUCUCCCCAGAAGUUAUGUUUAACAGGAAUUGAAGAAGGAAAUAUUCAUGCAAAGCUAUGACUUAGAAAAUUAGAAUAAAAACCUCUCUAAUCAUUUCUAGAGUGAAUUAUCCAACGGGGCUGACAACGCCGUGGACUUUUAUGUUGUACAGAUGUGAAUUCUUCAAUGAUAGCUCUUUUCAUUAAGCUGUAAAAACAUGACAUCUCUCAACCUCGAGAUCUAGGAUCUCUCCUGCUCCCUCUUCUGAAAUGAGCUUAUCUUACAUUUUUCAGAUGCAAGUUGGAUAAAACAGGGGGGUUGGAGAUUAAUGAUGUAAGUGGCAGUUCUUUAAAUCAGCUGAAAAGCGUGAGGAAUGAAGAGUCCUCAAUACUAACUAUUGGUCAAAGCUUCCCAAGUGGUUUUAAGUUUGGCUGCUUUUCCUCUCACUGCCCCAUGCCAAGUGCCACGGGGCUGGGACCUAUCUGUGCUAUGGCACCUCCCCAGUGUCUUGUACAGCAGUCUCUGUGUCCGAUGGGUCAAGUAUUGCCUUUGCAAUAGGAUGCUUUCCUAAAGAAACAGUCAAGGAGUUCCCACCGUGGCUCAGUGGUUAACGAAUCCAACUAGGAACCAUGAGGUUGCAGGUUCGAUCCCUCACCUCGCUCAGUGGGUUAAGGCUCCGGCAUUGCCGUGAGUUGUGGUGUAGGUCACAGACUCGGCUUGGAUCCAGUGUUGCUGUGGCUGUGGUGUAGGCCGGCAGCUACAGCUCCGAUUGGACUCCUAGCCUGGGAACCUCCAUAUGCCACAGGUGUGGCCCUAGAAAAAGACCAAAAAAGACAAAAAGAAAAAGAAACAGUCAAAACUUUGAAGAGACAGUUGUUACUGGUUUUUAUCAUAUGCAAAGCAUUUAUUGUUUUUUCUUUAUUUCUCCAAGUUUUGUUGAGAGGCAUUUCUGUUAGAAUAAAAAGUUAUACCGGUUUAUCAUUAUAGAGAACAGAGAGAUAAAAGACAGCUGGACUGUAUCUAUUUGUAUACUUCUUUCUGUUAUUUCAGGAAAAGAAGUUUCACAGAGUAACCCAGGCUGCAUUAAACUCAGUCAUGAUGUUUAAGAAAAACCCUGUAUUACUAAUAUAGGUGAACGACUUAAUUCCUUUUAUGUAAUUAAGAUCCUAUUUACAUAUAUUUAUAUCCUCUCUCUUCGUUUUUUAUGCACUUCCAAGUUUUGUUGGAAAAAUAGAAACCAAGCUAUUACUUAAAAGUUAGAAAAACACAUACAGUGUUUCAUUGUAGCUACAAGUUAUUCAUUGUAUAGGGAUUUGGAUAUUUCAUAGAACUGCAUUUCAGGAGUAAAUUAACCAAAUUUAAAGAAGUGUAGGAUGACUCUUUAAAUGGAUUAAAAUACAUUUCAUGUUCAGUUGAUAAGGUCAUUGAAGUGGGAUAAUGCAGUUAGAUAGACAAGCUAAAAAGGAAAACGAAUAUAUUUUGUGAUCCUUACUGUUUCAUUGCACUAUUCUUUACUGCAGCUUAGCCAUAUAUAUUUCUAUAUUCUGAGUAUUAAGCUGAUAUGUAGCUAAAGAUUUCCUACAGUUCUGGUAACUGGUAACUAGUGCUGUGGAAGGUUUUGGUGUUGUAACAUUCCCCAUGUUGUGAGUUAUAUAUUGUAUAUGAAAGAUGACUAAUAAAUUGGAGUAAUAUAUUUAUCUAGAGCUGGGAAAAUAUGCUAAUUAUUUUCAAAUCUUCAAGUAAGAUGUAUUGAAUUUUUUCUUCCUCUUAAGUGAGAUGAAAGUCUCCCUUUUAGGUUAAAAUGGCUAUUUAUACAACAGGUGUCUCCUUUUACUGGUUUUAUUAAUGUUCGUAUUAAAAUGUUUCUUAUCUUUUUAUACCAAAACCCCGAUCAUGCUGGUGACGCAAACUGCCACGAUGUAGUUUAGUUUGCAGGACUUUUGGCAGGCAAAAUAUUUAAUAACAAACCAGCUUUGUAUAUUUUAUGGCUUGGGGGGCAAGAAUUUUACCUUUGAAUCUCUAUAUGAGGCAGUGCUCUUAUCAGCAAAGUCAGUAAAAGACAGUGUUACUUACAAUCAUCAGUAGAAGGUUUUUACAAGUUGUAUAAAUCAGUGCAUUUAUUUAUUAUGUCGUGAAAUUUAACCUUUCUACAAAAUGCAUAUUCUAGCUCUUUUUUUUGUUACUGCUGUUGCUUUGAGUGUAAUAGCUCUGUUCAUGAUUCUGCUUGUGUACUUGAAGUACUCAUUUCUGUCAAACAGAUGCCCAGUUUUUUUCCAUGUAAAAAAAUGGUAUUCUUUACUGUCAGAGGUAACUGCAAAGUAAUAGUUUAUUAGGACUUUGUUAAAACAUAAUUUUCAUGGUUAAAAUAAAUACCGAAAAAAGGCAUACUAGCCAAAUUGAAAUAACCCAUCUUGAGAAUUUAAUGUAGUCAGGGAAGUCAUGCCAUAUUUUGCCAAUGUAUGUUUUAUCUUCAAGUCAGAACUUCUUUUCUGUGAUAAAUUUUCAAUUUUUGUUGUAAAAGAGAUCUCCGUGAUUUUACUGCCAAUAUGACCUUCAAAUCAACAUUAAGAAUUUUGAGGGAGUUCCCCCGUAACCUAGCAGUUCAGGAUGCGGGGUCAUCACUGCUAUGGCUCAUGUUCAGCCCCUGACCUGGGAACUUCUGCAAGCCUCAGGCAUGGCUAAAAAGAAAAAAAAAAAAUCUCAAACCCUCCAGAUUUCACAUACCUCUAGCUCUAGGUUGUUUCCAGGUGUAUAUUUUUCACAUUUGACUCUGGGAUGCUCGCUUCAGCGUGCGCAGGAGGGAUGGUGGUUUAUCUGCUUUGUUUCUCCAUUAAUUCAAUAGGAUUGUAAUUGGGUUUGGAAAUAUUUCUGUUUUAAACUCUUCUCUAGUCAACUUUUUAACAACUGAACAUUGAAAACAUGAUAGCCCAACAUACCACACAGAAUAAAGUCAUAUGCUUUCAAGGAAGACAAAUAACUGUUCUGACUUACCAUCGGGUACCAAAGAAAUCACUUUAACCAGCCCUACAUUCAACCAUAUUAUUGUUGUUCAGUGUAAGCAGUAGAUGAAUUCUAAACCGCUUAAGAACUGUAGUCAAUUAAGAAUUAAUUCCCUGUGAUUGUAAAGACAUAGGUUUUGGGAGUUCUCUGAUGGCCUAGCAGGUUGAGGCUCCUGUGUUCUCACUGCUGUGGCUCUGAUUGCUGCUGUGCAGCGUAGGUUCAGUCCCUGGCCCAGGAAUUCCCACAGACUGCCUGUGUGGCAAAAAAGAAAAAAAAUACAAAACAAAAAAUUAAAGACAUGGGUUUCAUCUUAAAUUUACUGUUGCACGAGCCACUCCGGAAGACACGAAAAAAGAAAAUAUAUGGGAAACAUUAUAUGGAAAUUGAAGGACAAAGGAGCUUGGGAAUUUGGGAAAGAUUGGAAAUGAAGAGUCUACACAUAGGCAUCUUUCCGCUUAUGGAAAUGCAAAACGUGUGUGAGAUGUGUGGUGGGCACAAUCACAAAAACAAAAAAGUGUCACACUGGGAAAGUCUAGGAUUGUGUCUGUAUCUAUUCAAAUACAAACAAACAAAAAAAAAAACCCAGCAACAACAGUGAGUUUAGGGAGCGCAUCCUACUGCUGAAAUUUAGAAGUCCGUGAGGGAGACAGUUCGGCUAUCCUGAUCAUUUGUGUUUAGUACACGAGGCGUGUUUUCUCAACUCCAGUGGGUGCUAUAGGGAGAACUCAGAAGGGCCUCACCAACUUCCCCACAAAAGAACUCUGGUAAAAGUAGGUGAAACCAGACCAUACAGCGUCAACAUUCUCACGAACCUUCUAAGCGUUGACGUUUGGUAGCAAGGACGGUUGGUCCUUUGAUUUGAAACAACCAAAAAAAUCUUCAAAUUUAAAGUAUUAUAAAUAGCUGAAUUCGGUGAUUCUGGAGAGAAUAUGGUUUUAGGUGUAUUGGGUUCCACAGCAGACGAGGGCAACGGCUCCCUGAGGCCCUUCUAGAAGCUCCGCAUUUUAGGGCCUUGCUUUCCCUCAUUGGAAAUAGCACAGUCUCAUCAAUUAUAAAUUCUUGGUCAUUUUUCUUUAAUGAAAGGAACUCUAAGUGUAAAUCAUACCUAAAUUUUCAACUUCCUUUCCCACUGUCAUUUUAGAUCUGAAGCAAGACUUCCCAGACUACCACAUGAAAAUUCAAAGUCCAAAUGAAUAUCCCUCGCUAUUCAUUUUAAAAAUGACAGUGAAGUUACAUUAGUAUUAUCUGCACUGAGUAGGUUAUGGGUAUUUGCAUCUGUGGACUGCAAGUUCUUAAUUAUUUUAGGAUAGGCUAAAAACUCAUUUCCAAAAUCUUCCAAAAUUUAGAGUAAUUCAAUAUUUUUAUUUGAAUAUUUUACCCAGAUGACCAUUUUAUAGCAGGGAAUAUAUAUAUAUUAUAUAUAAUAAGUAUAUUAUUUUUAAGCUAUAUAUAUAUUAUAUAUAUUGUUUUUUAAACUAAGACCAUCUCAACUUUUCUUAGAUUAGCUCCCCGGCGAGAAAAAUGUCUUUAAGUCACUGUUUUUUAAAAAAGGAAUACCAGACUCUUCUACCUUGUUUGAUCCUGUGAUGUCGCUUAUUCUCUAUACCAAGUGAAUUCUGAAUGGUCUCAUUACUGGUUUGACCCGAAACAUGGGUGGCUACCUACAGUCUCUGGUUAUGGAGGGGUACUCUCAUGAAGACUACCUGCAGAAAUUCCUGUAAAGAACCUAGCUAGAGGUUGUCAUAAUGGAAAUCAGAGUACAGUGAAGAGAAAGAAAUUAGAAUAAUCUAGCUAAAAGGAUUAAAUAUAAAUGAGGGGGAGAUGAAUAUUGACUUUAUUUUUACCAGACGUUUGAAUUCCGUCCCUCUCUGACCCUUGACUUAAAGAUGUCUUGCCACAUCUGGUCUUUAUUCUAACAUAAUACAAUAAACUGGAGCUCCUGCCGCAUCCCCCUCCUCUAAAAAUGCUGGAAGUGUAAGAGCAUAUAAGCUGCGUGACAUAAGGGAAAAGGCUGAAUCAGAACUCACUUACAUGUGUUUUGAUCCGUCUUAGUGACACAACUCAAGUGUUUACAAUAACCGGCUCUGACUGCUGAUUCCACCAUGAUUUGGUACCAUGACGAGGAGAAAUUAUUUUUCUGGCAGUUCGUUUGCCACGAUGACCUGAUAUACAGAUGACCGUAGUAUAAUUAAAAUUAAUUAUAAUUUUAACAAGAACCUGCCCUGUUGACAGAUUCCAUUGUGCCGCAGUUUUUUAACAUACAUUAUGAUGAGGAUGAAAGAACUGCAAACUCGAGCGGUUCUUUUGUUUCUGCGCCUCCUUUUACUUGAAAAGCUUUCAGAAGGCUUUUGAGAGAUGACACAGUUCUCAUAGCAACAUUAUGUGAUUCUCUUCUUCUGCCAAGAAACUCAUAGCUGAAAUAUGGAACAAAACAAAUGUCUAACCUGAUCUUGGUUUUGGAUUAUGGAAGGCAAAGCAUUUUCUAUAUCAAAGUUGCAUAUUUCAUUUUUUUGUCCAUCUCAGAAAUCGAAUCGGCAUUUUAUAUUCUAUUUCUAAUUAGUUGCAGUGAAGCAAAGCCAUAAUCCUACUUUCUUUAUCAGUACAAACCUUCACCAUUUCUCCCGCAUAUGCUUUCGCCAUAGUUUUUCGGCAACGAGUUUGCUUAAUUCAUUCUCCCCUACCUCUAGUCCAUCUUGCGCAUGAUUGACAGAAUGGUCUUUUUUUUUUUUUUUUUUUAUGGCCAUACCCGCAGCAUAUGGAAGUUCCUAGGCUAGAGGUCUAAUUGAAACUGCAGCUGCCAGCCUACACCACAGCCGCAGCCACAGCCACAGCCACAGCAACACGGGAUCCGAGCUGCAUCUGCCACCUACACUGCAGCUCAUGGCAACUCCAGCUGUGGAUCCUUAACCAGAGCAGAGUGGGGCCAAGGAUCAAACCUGCAUCCUCACAGAUGCUAGUCAGGUUCAUUACUGCUGAGCCACAUGGGAACUCCCAGAGUGGUCUUUUUAAAACACAAAUUUGUUUUGUCAUCCCUCUGCUCAAAAUUCUUAACUAGACUCCCUUCUUUACAAUAUAGCAAACCCAACUCCUUAGCAUGAUGGAGAAGGAUCUCUGCAACCUCUCUUCUCACCAUUUUUAGCAUCCUUACCCACCAUUUCCUCUAGAGGCCUUUUGUAAUCCAGGAAUUUGGAACUUGUCACAGUUCGGUGCUUUGGCAUAAUCAUAUGGCAUAGAUGAGCUCACUCAAGACUCAGCUUGCAUUUUACCUUCUGUGGCACUCUGACUUCUCAGUGUUAAAUAGUUCAUCCUUGCUCUGUAGUCUUUUGAAACUUCUACUAAAAUAACAUCCCAUUUCAAUAGUUCAAUUUAUGUAUCCACUGCCCCACAACUGAAUUUCUCUCUCUUUGUAGUCUCAGUGUUCAGCUAGCACAUAAUAGGACUUCCAUAAAUGUUUUUGAAUGAAAGAAGGGAAUAUAGAGCCCAGACUUCUCUGUAUUUCUAAACCAUCACAAGUGAAUGCUUUUGACUUCCCCAAGAGCCCACACGAAGGAUGUGUGUGUUUAGGAAGGAGCACGCAGGCGCUCUGGGAGAACCAAUAACACAGAACAGCAGGGAAGAGCCAUUGCUUUGGGAAGGAUAAGCAUCUGUUAGCUGUUGAGCAGAAAUGGUUACCAAAGCUGAAUUCUUGUUCUUAAAAUCGAGGCUUAUAAAUACAAUUUUCACAUAAGUGCUGAAUUCUUUUUAGGCUAUGCCCUCAAGAUGCCCUAAUGGUCUUUCUCCUUGGCAGAUAGUCCAAUGUAUACCAUCUACAUAAACACCGGCUCAUUACCAACACACAGGGAUGGACUUGAGAAAGAGUUUUUAAAAAAAUACAGUUAUGAAGGUGAAAUUUUCUGAAAAUAUUUUUCAACCAGAGACAGAGACUGAUUUUGUGUGGUUUCAGGUCAUUUUAUAGUCAGUGAUGAUUUCAUUUUCAUUAUGCAAAUGUAAGAUGGCAUGUUUGUCACUAUUAAUCACUGCAUAUAGAACAUAAAAAGUAUUACCUAUGUGUCUGUUUUUCUUUUCUGAAUCUAUAAAGCCUUUCUACCCUGUCUCCAAAUCAUGAUAAAAGGCAACACAAAAAACCCCUUAAAGGUAAUGAUUUUAAAAUAAGCUCAAUAUUGGCAGGUAAUGAAAUUAAAUGGCCUCUUACUUCACUCACUUAAUAGACAUUUUUCUACCUGCUCUACACUUGGCACUCAGUUAGUGCUGGGGAUACAAACAACAUAAGACAUAGCUCUUGACUGAUAGAGUUCAAGUUCAUUUUCAUCGUUAUUUCCCUACAGUCUGUUUAAGAAACUGAGAAGACAUGUUUUUAAACCAAGUAUUAUUUCUCAGGAUUUUUUUUCAAGACGUGGUCACCUUCCACUCAAAACACUAACAGAAUUCUGUGUCGUAAAGACGUCAUCCCAUGUUUAUGGGCACAGUUUUUGUACUUUCCAGUCAACCACAAAUACUGAGUGCUACAUGUCAAGUCCAUCUUUCAUCAAUCCUAUAGAAUUCCAUUUCCACAACCACAGGUGCUAUGUGGAAUCCAAGUGACUAAUGAAUUAGUAAGACACAAGUUAAAUUUCCAGUCCACCAUGGGAUGGCAUAUAUCCUUACUAAUGACACCUACACCAACAUAUGAGCUAUGCCUUGGGAACCUUCAGCAAAGAGAAUACGUUCUAACACAAUGCUUUCUGGUGUACUUCAAAGGCUCCAUGUGAAGUUAGGAGUUGGUGUUUCCACUUCGAUUAUUUUUUAUGGGGAGCAGAGAGUCAUGAUAUUUAACAGGAGCAUAUGUCUCUAAGCAUAUAGUAAAUAUACGACUGGUAUUUGGGGUGCCACAAUGCACUGAUACAUAGAUGAAAAAAACCAAAAAUAUUUGAGUUAUAAAAAAUUCUCUGAGUAUUUCCUGAGGGUUAGGCAAUAGGGUUCCUUUAUAAGACAGAAAAAACUACUGUCUGCAUGCAAAAAAUCUUCCUUGUGUGUACAUUUGCAUUUUGAUAGGCAUAUUUUGAAGUCACCGUUUCCCAUCAGUAUGAAGUAUCAACCAUCUCUAUGUUCUCUAGCAAAGGAAAAUUCUUAGUUUGAUACAGCUUUCCUCUGUGUUUGAUGUUGGGAAAUGUCCGCAAAGAAGGAGGCUCGGAAAGCUGGACACUUGAACCUUAAAUGCAGCAUAGUCAGCUUACCUUUCACUAAAAGAGAAUCCGUCAUUAUUUGCCUCCUAUUUAUCCUCAUGUUGAAAACCUAAAUGUGUAGUUCCUUUUGUCCCCGGCAUCCCAGAAGAUAUAGCUUCAGUCUAGCCUUUGCCAUAUUAUUUAUAGCUAAGAAUUUGCUACAUUUUGGUAGUCUGUUUUGAAACUUGUAUCUUAAAGAUGGAGAUCAUGUCUAUUUAUUACACAGUGGGCUCUGUUUGCUGCAGAAAAGAGUGAAACUUUUAAACUGCUUAGCACACACUUGCCAGUGAAAUAUACCUGACAGAGCAGAGGUUCUAACUUUGGCUCUACUGACUUUUAAUAAUGGUAAGAAACCGUGACUUUUGUUUGUUUACAUGCUGUUUACAAUGGCAUCAUUUUUUAAAUAUAUACAACAAUUGAGAUAUUUAUUGCAUACUAUUUUAAAGAUGUUUUAUGUGUUUUCACCUUUGGAAUAUAUUGUUACUGUUCCUUACACCGAUACUUUGGGUGGCUUUGUUAAUGUACCUACUAAUUUUUAUGACUACUAAGUGACCAGUUUUCCGUGCCUUUUAUUGUGGGAUGCAUGACUAUGUAUUUAUUGUAUGGAAGUCACGGAUGCGUGUAUUUUUGUACUUUGCCGAGAGUAAUGGUUGAUCUCGAUGGACGUGAUGAUGAGAGAUGCCUUUCCCAGGGGGCACUACCUUGAGAUCGUCCUUCUCAAAUAAAAAGAAUGCAUUUGGA